AUGUCACAUCGUUCUACCGAUCGAGAACGCCAGCCUGCCGACAGAGCACCUGUGGCGCUGGAACGCUGGGAAACAUGUCUCUACAAUGCGGGGAAUAACAACUUUCGCGAGAGCUGGAUUAUCGUUGCUCUGGCCCGAGGCUUGAGGAGAAGGCGAUUUGAGGUAAUUGUCGGUCAGGCAAGACGGCUUAACUGUGCCGUCUGCUUGUCUGCUGUGCCUCCAUCAUCCACGGCCAAGUCUGAUCCUUCUCCUGGUCAUCUUGCCGAUAACAGCACCGAUCACUAUUCUCACUUAAUUAUUCCCGGCGCACAGAAUGAUAGCCAUAUAUGCCAACUUCGUUCCAAGACUUCUCAAUCACAACUUUCUUGUUCGGAAGACUACCCAAAGGCGGGUUUACUAGCCGCCCGUUACAACAUCAACAGGGAGUACACCUUCCGUAGGAUGGGCGCCAACCCAGAUCCCUCCACAGCCUGCCGCAAGAUCAUCUCUUUUACCCCAACGGCCCCAGCUUGUCCUAGGUUAUCUUUUCAGGUUCACCUUCGGCCUCCCCGACUCUCCAUCCUCCCCAACGGCUCGGCAUCGAUGGCAUCACGACCUCAAGGGACUCGGUGGUUCUUUUGCAGUGAAUCACCCCAGCAGUGGCCGUUAUUCUUCUCCGAAUCUGCUAUACCCUCGAAAGCUCUAGCACCAACAACAAAAACAGCUCUUCCAUCUGCGGCACAGAACUCCGUUGAAGUUUUGGCUGUGGCUGUGGUCCUGCCUCCAGCAAAGACAGUCUCUCAUCCAGCCGAGUGGUUUGGUCAGGGGCUAUGGUUCUCUUUGCAAGCGAUACCAUGUCGAAGAGUCGCAGCAGUCUGCCUCGGCAGUGCUGCGAGUGCACCUGAAAACGAAGCUGUUGAUCGGCCCCUUGUUCCGUCUGUGAUAGCCGCUCCUUAUGACACAUUCGAUUCGAGAAAGCUUGACGACAUUCUUCACCGACACAACGGCCUUUGGCCUUGCUUUAUCGAUUCGAUGUCAAAGCUCAGUACGAAGACCCACGUUCAGCAGGACGCCCAAGGUUGUCACGGUCCCACGAAUUCAAAUCGUGCUUGUUGUCACUGGCCGAACUAUAAAUAUGACGAGGACGUAUCGUCCGGCGACAAACGAAUCGAGACUUCCCUCAUCGUCACUUCAACGCAAAGAUCUACGGCACUUAUCACCAAGCUCCCGUCUUCAAUGCCUACACUUGUUGCUCUCUUUUGCUUCUUCAUCUAG
Colletotrichum lupini is the source of this 1254-nucleotide messenger RNA. RefSeq lists its product as uncharacterized. NCBI's taxonomy places the organism in Eukaryota, Fungi, Ascomycota, Sordariomycetes, Glomerellales, Glomerellaceae. Bases 1 to 1254 code for a protein of 417 amino acids. The record is from RefSeq and is a predicted model, not a curated record. The transcript is spliced from 9 exons.